ACCAAAUCCACAGAAGAGUGUAAAUCACCGCUGCGGACGUGCAGCUCCGGCAGAUGUGAGCAGUUUUCCUCCGGCUCUCAGCCUCCAGUGGACGAGCUGUGUGGACAGUAGAGUCAGUCACAGAGAACAACAAUGACCUGGCUCCUGUGUCCGCACUGAUCUCAAGUGGGCUGCAUCUUUUCACUUUUAUUGAUUGACUUUUUUUUUUUAAAUUUGUCUCUCAAGUGAGGAGACUGCUGCCAACACCAAGUCCAAACGGUUUUUGUCUGUGACGGUCUGCUGUGAAACCACGAUGGUCCCCCUGUGGUCCCCCAGACUCAUCCUGCUCGUACUCGCUCUCGUCCCUCAAGCGUGUCUGGCGUGCCCCCCCGGCUGUCGCUGCUACAGCCUCACAGUGGAGUGUGGAUCUCUGGGGAUCAAAGAAAUCCCUCAGGGUGUCCCUUCUUUCACAGAGACCAUCUUCCUCCAGGACAACGCUAUAGUGCAGAUCCGUCUUCAGGACUUGACUCGUCUGGGCAGCCUCCAUUACCUGUACCUCCAGAACAACAGCAUCUCAGCACUGGAGCCCGGAGCCUUUCUUAGCCAGGGGCAGCUUCUGGAGCUGGCCCUCAACGGUAACCUCAUCCACCUGGUCACCCCCGACAUGUUCCGGGGUCUGGAGCACCUUCGGAUCCUCUACCUUGCAGGCAAUCAGAUCACUCGAGUCCAGGACCACACCUUCAGGGGACUGCAGCGUCUGCAGGAACUUCACCUGCAGGAAAACAGCAUUGAGCUGCUGGCAGAGCAAGCCCUGUCUGGCUUGUCAUCUCUGGCUCUGCUGGACCUCAGCAGAAAUCACCUCCGCACCCUGGGAGCAUCGUCCCUCAAACCGCUUGUUAGCCUGCAGGUGCUGCGUGUCACAGAGAAUCCAUGGCGCUGUGAUUGCGCUCUUGCUUGGCUAAGAACAUGGAUCAGCGAAGACGGUCAGCGACUGCUGAGCUCUGCUGAGCAGCGUCAGCUGAUGUGUUCGGAACCACCUCGCCUCUCCCACCUCAGCCUGGUGGAGGUGGCUCCCAACAGCCUUGUUUGCAUCCCCCCUGUGGUUCAGCUGGAACCUAGUCACCUGACUGUGCGACUAGGGGAGAGCCUCAGAGUCUCCUGCCAGGCCUCAGGAUACCCUCAGCCUCAGGUGACCUGGAAGAAAGCGUCCCAUGGCAAGGCCCAGUUAUCCCCCCGAGGCCUGGUUCAAGAGCUGGGACCCAACGGUGAGCUCUUCAGGCCUGGAGCUGGAGGAGUGGUAACUGCCCUGCCCAGUGGCGUAGGGAUUAAGGUGGGAGGUGUUGGUGGGAUCCAUGGGCUUGUGCGGGGAACUGAGGAGGGUGGAGAGAGGGACAGCUUUGACCCGGACAUGGGCAGUGGCAUGUUGUUUCUCAGCAAUGUGACUGUAGCUCACGCUGGACGCUAUGAGUGUGAGGCCUGGAACCCGGGUGGAGUAGCAAGAGUUACCUUUCACCUAGCUGUCAACAUGUCCUCUUCUUCAUAUUCAACCCAAUUCUGGCCUCGUUUGAACUCACACUCCUUUGUUUCCUCUUCGUCUAACUCCCUCUAUCAACCAGAUGUUCUGGAUGUGAGUCAGGAGCCGCUGUAUGAGCAGGACAGCAUGGAUUUUAGUGCUCUGGGCCCCGCCACACAAACCGCAAUUGCGAUUGGCAUCUCCUUGCUGGCACUCACUGCUGUUCUCCUCCUGAUUAUGAUCUACACUCGCCACCAGCAGUACCAGAAAGAGGAAGGGGGUUCCUACUGUACGAGUAAGGAAGAGAGCAUCCUUUAUGUGAACGACUACUCUGAUGGACCCACAACAUUUGCUCAGCUGGAGGAGUACCGCGAUGACCAUGGUCAUGAGAUGUAUGUCCUCAACCGGGCUAAGCCUGUUUUGGGGUCCACUUCAUCCAGGUGUCCCAUGAUGAGCGGGUUCGUCCAGCAGAAAGGUAUGAAGGAAGUGCUGCUGGACCACGAAAUGGUGCAGACACUUACCAGAUCAGGUGGAAUGGGGCUAAGCAGAAACCCAGCAGACGGAGGCGAGGGACCCCUGACAACGGACCCGGAGGAGCUCUUCCUCAGUCAGAGUCUCCUCUUCGGAUCACAGGUUGCCUAUGAGAUCCACUGCUAAGGGGUUAUAAUUGUGUUCUGACACAAAACAAUAUGUUGAUGGACUUAAUUUAAGACAUUAAGGGAAAUAAUGUGAAGUGUCAGAUUGAUAUGUGGUCUACAACAGAGGGGAGAAUGUCAGUUAGAGAUCCACAUUUUACGGAUUGUACAACAUUAAGAUGAAAGUGAUUAAGUGUGGAAAAACUGAACAACACCUAACUGUCUCCACAUCAACCCUUUAGAGAUAAUUAUAAGUUGCUAACCUUAUCAGAAGUGGUUAGUAAGAGUUAAUAUGAAUUCUCACAAAAGAGGCUGAAACUGUGCAUCACAUAGCGGCAACUAACUAUGGAUUAAAAACAGCGUUUGUAUUUAUGAUUUAUUUUUUCUUUACGCUUUGUGUGUUCUGUCUGUGUUUUGUGUAAAUAUGAUAAUAGAACAAAUUUUCACUGUGAAGUACAGUUGUUGUUUUGUGGACCCUGUUGCAAAUUAGAAUUUGACCUAAAUGAAUCUUACUGAAACUGCAUAGUCAUUAUUCGUAUGUGUUAGUGGGCGAGGGUGGGUGGAUUUGUCUAAAGAGGUUCCUUUUAAAUGCCGCUGCAGGUCUUUUAUAAAACUUUUUUUUUUACCAUAGCAUUGUUUUCCUUGAUGUUAAUGUUUCAUGUUUUUUUCUACCUAUUUGUCAAAACACUAGGAAAUAACAAUUUCCACUGUCUGAACCAGAAUUGUUGGUGGAAUUAACUAGCAUCAG
This is a messenger RNA of Paralichthys olivaceus (Japanese flounder), 2875 nucleotides long. RefSeq names its product leucine rich repeat containing 24 (gene lrrc24). Lineage: Eukaryota; Metazoa; Chordata; Actinopteri; Pleuronectiformes; Paralichthyidae. The record is from RefSeq and is a predicted model, not a curated record. Gene Ontology annotation, molecular function: protein binding.